Messenger RNA from Rhizophagus irregularis DAOM 181602=DAOM 197198, 2443 nucleotides. NCBI's taxonomy places the organism in Eukaryota, Fungi, Glomeromycota, Glomeromycetes, Glomerales, Glomeraceae. The record is from RefSeq and is a predicted model, not a curated record.
AUGGUAACAAAAAAAAAUUUUGGACCUUGCUCAGUAGAUAAUUGUACAUAUAGAAAUGUUAGUUUUCGUUUAAUUACAGAACUUGCAUACCAGAAAUGCCAAAAGGAAAAUACAUUAGAAACAUACCCUUAUCUUGAAAUAGGAAAACAACUUUGCCAUUUACAUUAUUGCAAAAUAGUGGAAUCUAAUAGAAAUAGAAAUAAAAAAAGAAGGUUAAAAAGCCAAGAAUGCAGUAGGAAGAAAGUCACAAAUGAAGAAGAAGCUUUGUAUAGAGAUCCCACUUUCGCAUCAAAUAUCAAAAUAUUAACAACUGUAUUAUUCAACAAAUAACGUCGAGAAUCUGCUGGUUUGGAAUUGGAUCCAGUACAAUUUCAACUUAUGAUUGAAGAUGCUAAUCCCGAAUUAAAAGGAUUCUUUCCUUCAAUGGUUAAUGCUAUUAUUCCUAAAGACCGAUCAGAAUAUAAUAAACAGGAAGCCAAAAAAUCAAUUGUUGCUCUAUGUUAUAUAAUUGCUGGUUUGCGUAACAAAUUCGUUAACCAAUUCAAGACAGAAGUUGGAUUGUAUUUGGUAGCAUCAGGUGCUACAUGGGAAGCUAUUGAUACAUUAUCAAGUAUUGGAUAUUCAGCUUGUGCUAAAACAGUUAUGGACUAUCAGAAGAAGAUUCAAUUGAAUCACAUAACCAAGAUUGAAGAUCACUUUUUGGAAAAGGGAGAUUGCCUGCAUAUUUAUAACAUAGAUGAUUAUCAUGACAUUCAUGAAAAGCGUAGACCAGAUACAGUGACAACAUCAACGGCAAAGCAUUUUUCUACUUGCGUAGCAAAACCUGUUAUGGAAUGCUUUGCAGUACCAAUUGUAUUUAAUGGAGUAUCUGUUCACAAUCCAAAUAAUGUUGAAGCACCAAGAAUUUGUUGGUAUUUGCUUAACAAAUAUACUGGAAACUUUGAUAUCACAUAUACAGAACGUCAGAUAUAUUGGAUUUCACAAGGAUAUCAAAACGCUAAUACUUUUGAUCGUAUUGAACUUUUAACUAUUCAUUGUUAUGAUGAUGCUAUUGCAGAGCGAAAGGAUGAAAGAUCAAUGAAAGAUCUUCAAUUAAUUGGCUUUAAAGAACAGCAUUUACAUUCAAUGCAGGACUACUUGAAUGCUUUACAAAUGAUUUUAACUAUAAGUAGAAAAACAGAAUAUUUGGAUAAUUAUGUUGCACCUAUUGUUGCAGAUUGGCCAGGUCAGCUGUUUAUCAGAAAAGCAUUAACACAUCUGCAUGCAUUAGGAUUACAAUCUGCUAUUCCAAAAGAAAUUGAAUCUUUUAUACCGAUGCUAGGUCCACUUCACCUUUCACUCAAUAGUAGAGAACAUGUUAUGAUAAUUCAUCAUUCUUUUUUUGAACAAAUGUUUCAUUUUGUAUUUGGCAAAAAUAAAAAGCUGGCAAAAAAACCAAAGCCUUGGAGAAUUAACCUUCUCUUGGAACUUGCGCGAAGUGGUUGGGUUAAAAUUAAAAAUGAGGUUAUGCAAAAAUUUGGUUCAACAUGCAAAGAUGUUGAAUAUCGAACUGUAAUUGACUUAUUAGACAAUCUUAUUCCAGCUACACUUUAUGUAUAUGCAGUUUUAUUUCGCUCAGAUUUAUUUUAUUGGCAAGAUAACCAUCACCCAUUUGCUGAUGCAAUUAAAAAUUAUUUACCAUGUUUUAAUGACUAUUACGUUGAAAACACUCAUAGCCGAAUAAGAGCAAAUACAUCUUCAAAUGCUACAGCUGAAACCAUUAUAAAACAGGCUUAUGUUAUUGCGGAUCAUGAUCCUAUCUUUAAAGAUACAUUUCGCAAAACUCGCAAUUAUUCGUACAAUCUAUCUACACUUAAAUUCCUGUCUGAUAAGACCAGUCUCUUCCUACUUAAUUACUUCCGUAAUAUAUUUCAUAACCAAAAUAAUAGCACUCCCUUGUACAAUAAUACAAGAAAAAAAGAAAAAAAAUUAAGAGGAUACAAACUUGCUACUUUAGGAAAGGAAGUUGACUUGCGUCACCUACCAACAGCAUACAGUACGUCCUAUUUACCAAAGUCAGGAUUAUGUGAUAAUUGUGGGCUACCAUUGAACAAUAAUGGAGUAGUUUUUGCUUGUGGUCAUGGUUAUCAUCCAGUUUGUUACGGUAGAAGAUGUGUUUAUUGUGAAAAUUUUUAUAAGAAAGGUAUUUUUGAAAAUGUAAAUUCGUUUUUAAAAAGAGUUGAAAAAGGAACAGAUACGCUUACACAGGAUGAUUUAGAUGACGAAAUUAAUGAAGAGGAAGAGGAAGAAUCAGAGGAAACAGCAGAUGAAGAAAUAGAUGUAUCUGCUACAUUAGAAGCAGCAAUUAAUAAUAUAAAUUACUGGUAAUAAUAGUAGUAAGAAUUAAACUUUUUGUAUUAUAUAAUAAUAAAUAAUAAAUCAUUGACAAUUUAUAAUACCAAAC